AGAACGAGUCUAACCGUGGCACAGUGAGGAUCAGGUUCUUGCUGAUCGAAACAACGUCUGCGUACGACGUGUCCACGCAGGGCGUCUACGAAAUUAACCGCGCCGCGGUUUCAAAGAGAGAAACGUCACAGAAAAGUCAAACCGCUCGACGGGACUCUUAUUGUCAACGACUCUGCUGCUCUUCUGAAACACGUACGAAUAAAAAAUCGAGAACAAUCAGCGAUCGUGGCGCGACAUCGGCCACGACGAAAUUACGACCACGGCGCGCGAAGACUGAAGACGGAAAUUCGCCAGGAAUUCGAAUUGAAUUAUAAGAAUCGGCAAACUCUGCAAGCUCUGUAAAUUUUAAAGAAGAGAGUCUCGAAAUGCUGGCAACUUCAUUCCGUUACGAGGUGAAUUAUCACACUACGCUGUUGCCCAUGACGUCGCAAGUACCACGUUGCCUGUUCGGCAAGCCGAACCCACGGGACACCAUCGAGAUGCUCCAGGAGGCGUUGGACGCGGAGAGGAGCAGGUUCGCCAAGAGAUGGGGAGUGAAUCCCCUUUCCGAGGACAAAGAGAAUAAUUAUCAGAGACGGAACAAGGAGCGGAUCGAGCUGUCGCCCAACAAAAAGCGCAGUAAUCCGUAUUCAAGGCAAACCAACAUUCACGAUUUCUGGAGAUCUCGAAAGAGCGACAAGAAGCCUCUGGCAACGUCGAUGGACGUCGUAUCGAAGCAACAUAGUGUGGAAUCGAAAACAACGAAAACACCGGUCACGACAACACCGACAAAGAAGACGACGUUGAAUUGAGGCGAUUAUAUUGAUCCCUUAUUAUAGACCCCGUGCACACGUGCGGUUUUCUCAACGUCAAGUUUUGCUACGCGGCGACAACAUUAUUGUUACUUCGAACACGCAACAUACGAGCGUCUCAAAAAGUCGCUUCGAGGUUUUUUUUAGCUUAAAAUUGUUACGUAAAGGUUAAUUAUAUUGUUGAAAUUAUUAGAACCGAUUCGAACAUCUUAGCUUCAAGAUGAAAAAAAAAAAAAAAUCUAAAAACACUGCUUAAAUUGCAUAUUAGGUUUUUGUUAAUUAAAUAGUAUGAAUUUGAAUGUGCGCACGGGGAUUUGGAAACUCCAUUAUGUAAAUCAGCGCUAUGGAAAGUUGUAUAUUUAUUCUUUCAUCUUUCGAGUAUUACUAUCGUCGAUAAUUUAGUUGUAGUAAUAUUUCGUAGGAUUAAUCGCAACAGACAUAAAUAUUAAGUAAGUUUUUUUGUACAUAAUUUGCUAAACGCGAUUUAUGGAGGUUACAGAUGGAUUCACUGCCAUAUUAAGACAUUUCGUCAUUUCGAAUUGGAAUUAACGCUCAAAUUUUUAUGACUGAUGAGUCAUUGUUUUGAUUUUCGAUGAUCCAAUCGAAACUAUUAUUAUUAUUAUUAGUUUUAUCUCUCUUCUUUUGCGAUAAGUCAGACAGACUUGCGAUUUAUCGACGUGUUUUCCUCAUUAACGAGUCUCAAGCACAAUGGCAAUGAAGAUCCAUCGAAAGCCUGAAACGGUUGGUUCCUUCGAUGGAGCAACAAUGCAGCGCCUCCAAAGACUAACUUGAUUGACAAUUACGUCAACUCUACUUGCAACUCUCCUCUCUCGUCACGCGAGAGACAAGGAGACAGUCCUAUGUACAUGUUCGUCGUUUUUAGGAUUUAAGAAUCUCCUCUAGUCAUAGCGAGUAAAAUAAUAAACUAUUUUGCUUUUUA
Molecule: messenger RNA, 1731 nt
Organism: Pseudomyrmex gracilis
Lineage: Eukaryota; Metazoa; Arthropoda; Insecta; Hymenoptera; Formicidae
Exons: 2
Coding region: 366-791 (141 amino acids)
Source: RefSeq, a predicted model, not a curated record